CGACCCCAAUGGACCCCAAAACCGAUCCGUGGAGCCCCGACGACUCCUGGCUCGCGUGGCUCGCGCCGCUCGCGCCUUGCGCGUUAAGCGCCAUGGGGGAGCUCAGCAGUUUGACGGGGGAUGUGGGCCCAGCCUUCCCGGUGGUGAUCCCCGUGGGCCGCGCUGGCACAGCUGUGGAGGAAGCCGUCGAUGCGGCGACCACGACCACUCCGGCCAAGGUGAGUGAAGAAGGACCUGAAGCCGAAGCAGCGAUGUGGAAGGUUCGUGGCCCCCUCCGUCGAGGCCCUGGGCGACGUGGUGACGACGAGGUUACGGCUGGCCGCAGACCGUGUAUCAAAGGGUCCCCCGCAGCCAGCUGCUCCGCCGUUCACCAGCGCCAGCGCUUUACCUCCAGUUGGGCCAGGCCUCGGCAUGGGCGCGCUGCCUCCGGUGCCCGUCUCUGGUGCUGGGCCUGGCCCCUGGGGCACCCCACCGCCACUGCCCCCGGUGGUGGCACCUGCAUGUUGUCCACCGUGGUGGAGUGUGAUGCCCCGCCGCUCAACUGAGGCCCUGCGGAGCUUCUUGUGAGGCCAAAAAUGAAGCGUGAAGUGCGAAGCGGAAGUUGGGAACUGGCGUCGCUAGGUAUGACAUUAAGAUUUCUCCACCCAUGUUUUCCUCCAAACAAAAAACAUUUCAGGGGAAACGGGUGUACAUUUUGGUGACUGGGGCGAAAGAAGUUUCAGCCUCAGACUCAGAACAAGCCAGGUCCUUCACGUGUGUGAAACAAAUGAACCUGCUUCUAGUGACAUUCAAGGAACUUUGAGUCUGUCUUGUUGAGGGGUCUUGAUGAAUCUUUAUGAAAGGAAUCAAACAAGCAGAAGGUCCCGUUGGUAUGUGCAUACCUUCUGCUAAAUCAGCAUGGAAACAGCCCUGGGAAGAUUCAGAUAAGCACGGCCUUCAUCGUAGAGGUGUUUCACCUUCAAUGUCUGUUUUGCGGAGGUGCUCUGGGAGCAGGAAUCCUGAGUCACCGCGUGUUCGUGCUUGAACUCGACCUGAGCCGAAGCAAACGUCCUGAGUCCAAUGAGUCCAGUCGACCAUCGCGCUGUUGCUGCCGUAGCUGUGGCCGUCGUUGGUUGAACUGUUCGAGUCUUGCAAGCUGCCGGGCGCGAACUCGAAGACCUCUGAGGCUCACUCCGGCUCAAAGAUGUGGGCCAUCAAUAUGAUCGCAAAAGGUACAAUAAAGGGAGAAAAUCAUCCUUAACAAUGCUUGAAGCUCAUGAAACUGGCCAUGC
This is a messenger RNA of Durusdinium trenchii, 1271 nucleotides long. The record is from the annotation of a GenBank genome assembly. Lineage: Eukaryota; Dinophyceae; Suessiales; Symbiodiniaceae.